This is a messenger RNA of Lotus japonicus, 1158 nucleotides long. RefSeq lists its product as uncharacterized. The transcript is spliced from 2 exons. The coding region runs from base 1 to 1158 and encodes 385 amino acids. The record is from RefSeq and is a predicted model, not a curated record. Lineage: Eukaryota; Viridiplantae; Streptophyta; Magnoliopsida; Fabales; Fabaceae.
AUGAGCCAGCACCAAUUUGGAGGGAGUAUACUCGAAGAUCCCUAUGCUCAUAUGGCUACAUUCACAAAGCAGUGCACCCCAUUGAAGAAACAGGGAAUCACUCUAGACACAGUAAGGUUGAUGUUGUUUCCCUUUUCCUUAAGGGAUUCUGCUGCAUCUUGGUUGAGGUCUCAACCUCCACACAGUAUUGUAUCAUGGGAUGACCUAGCCAAGAAAUUUACGUCAAAGUUUUUUCCAGCAACCCGCACGAGGAAGUUAAAGCAAGAGAUCAACUCCUUUCUCCAGAUGGAUCAAGAGAACUUAUAUGAGGCAUGGGAAUGGUUCAAUGAGCUUCUAAGGAAAUGCCCAAGCCAUAAUAUUUCUCUCACUGAUCAGGUAGUAAUUUUUUAUACCUCAUUGAAUGAUUAUACCAGAGACAAAUUAGAUACUGCAGCUCCAGGUGGAGCUUUUGAUGUUUUGCCCACCAGUGAAGCCUUAGAGAUAAUUAAUAAUCUAGCAACCAAAGCUAUGCAUUCCAACAACGACAGGCAGAACAGAAAAAGUGUUCAAGAAGUAGAGACAUAUGAUGCCGUUCUAGCCUCAAAUAAGAAGUUGUCUCAGAAAAUGGAUGUCAUAGUGAAGCGUUUGGAUGACUGCCAUGUGGGCAAUGAUGAUGCGAAAUUCGAUGAGGAGGUAAAAAUACUGACUAACCCCCAAAAUAAUCCAUAUUCCAAUACUUAUAAUGCAGGUUGGAGGAAUCACCCCAACUUCUCUUGGGGAGGGCAAAAUAAGUCGACUCAAUCAGGAGAUUCAAGACAAUAUUCCAACCAGCGGGGUCAAUAUCAGGAACAAAGGCAACCACCUCAACAAGAUGAAGGAGCUAAAAAGAGGAGCUUGGAAGACAUUGUGGGGGAAUUGGCUCAAACCAUCAAGAGUUUCAUCAAUGAAUCUCGCAAUAAUUUCAAGAACCAAGAGGCUUCAAUCAAAAAUCUGGAGAACCAGGUUGGUCAAAUCUCAAAACAACUCGUUGAAAGACCGCCAGAUCUCCCAUUCUCUGAAGUUUUAGAAAAGAUGCCUCAAUAUGCCAAGUUCAUGAAGGAGAUACUUUCUAAGAAAAGGAAGUUGAGUGAAGAGAAUGACAUCGUUGAGCUUACUGAGGAGUGUAGCGCUAUUCUGUAA